AUGCGCUUCUCGUGGACCAAGUUCAUGAGCUACGUGGGGCCCGGUUGGCUCGUGAGCAUGGCCUACAUUGGCCCAUCGAGCCUCGAGGUGCGGCUGCAGGCCGGCGCGUACACCAACUUUGACGUGCUCGGCGUGCUCAUGCUGAGCCUCGGCGUCGGCUUCUUCUUCCAAGUGCUCGCCGCCCGCCUCGGCGCGGUCACGGGCCGCAGCCUCUCGGAGCACUGCAGCGCCGAGUACCCACGACCAGUUUCGCUCGUGCUCUGGCUUGUGGCGGAGGCGGCGAUCAUUGGUAGCGACGUGCAUGAGAUCCUCGGAUCGGCGCUUGCAUUGUAUGUACUCACGGGCAUCCCUCUCUGGAGCGGCUGCCUCGUCAUUGGCUGUGCGACCUUUGCCUUCCUCUCGCUGCACGUGCUAGGCGUCCGCUACGUCGAGGCCUUCUUCACGGUGCUGCUUCUGGCCAUGGGCCUGUGCUUUGUGGUCGACUUUGGCCUGGUCAAAGUCGACUGGGCCGACGCUAUUGGCAGCGUCGUACCGCUCAUCACCGACGUCAACGCGCGCCAGGCCAUGAACACGCUAAGCCCGGCCGUCGUGCCACACAACCUCUUUCUGCACUCGGCGCUCGUCGCCCUCCGACCGCUCAACCGCCAGCAGCGCUCCGCCGUGCGCGCUGCGACCUUGUACGCGUCGGUCGAGGUCGGCAUCGCGCUCUGCACCAUCUUGGUCAUCAACGUGGCGGUGCUCGGGCUCUUUGCCGACGCCUUCUACGCCGCCCCGUGCUCGGUCUUGCCGGAUCAAUCGGCCUGUCUCCCGCCCGCCACGGCCCUCUUCUCGGGCUCACCCGUGUACAACUACUACUCGCUCGCGCCAUGCCUCGUGCUCAACCACACGGUGAGCGACGACUGCCCGCGCUGCGCCAUGGGGCACACCCAAAUGUACGGCUACUGCCAACCGUUGGGGCUCGUUGAUGCGGGCAGCGCCCUGCGGGACACCUUGGGCGGCCCGGCCGCCCAUGCGUGGGCCAUCGCUCUCCUUGCAGCAGGACAAGCAAGCACGAUGACGGCCACGUACGCCGGCCAGUUUGUCAUGGAAGGCUUCGUGCCGCUGCGCUUGCCGGCGUGGAAGCGCAUUGCACUCACACGCGUACUGGCGCUCCUUCCGGCGGUGAUGCUCGCCGUGUCGGCGCUCGACAAGGGCGAGCUGGACCAUACGUGGCUGCACGUCGUGCAGAGCCUCGCCUUGCCGCUUUCGCUCUUGCCGCUCGUGACGCUCACGAGUUCCCGCCGCAUCAUGGGCAAACACUUUGUCAACGGCGCGCGCACGCGUACGGCGGCCAUCGUGCUCGCCGCUGUGCUCUGCAUCCUCAACUUGUACGACGUCGGGUCUGCGAUGGCCGCGAUGCUCUGGACGUCGGCGAGAACGUAUGCGACGACGGGCGCGGUGGUUGCAUAUGGGAUCGUUCUGCUGUACAUUGGCCUCAUUGCGCCGCUCUGCGCGUGGCGGGCGGCAAGUGUCGAGGCGCCCGACGCGAUCCUCGAGUCGCUUCUCGAUGCCGACGACGACGACGACGCGGCGUGA
This is a messenger RNA of Saprolegnia diclina VS20, 1575 nucleotides long. RefSeq lists its product as hypothetical. Gene Ontology annotation, cellular component: membrane. The transcript is spliced from 7 exons. NCBI's taxonomy places the organism in Eukaryota, Oomycota, Saprolegniomycetes, Saprolegniales, Saprolegniaceae. Gene Ontology annotation, molecular function: manganese ion transmembrane transporter activity; cadmium ion transmembrane transporter activity. The record is from RefSeq and is a predicted model, not a curated record. Bases 1 to 1575 code for a protein of 524 amino acids. Gene Ontology annotation, biological process: metal ion transport.